Molecule: messenger RNA, 1662 nt
Organism: Quercus lobata
Lineage: Eukaryota; Viridiplantae; Streptophyta; Magnoliopsida; Fagales; Fagaceae
Product: metacaspase-1-like
Exons: 5
Coding region: 320-1495 (391 amino acids)
Biological process (GO): proteolysis
Cellular component (GO): cytoplasm
Molecular function (GO): cysteine-type endopeptidase activity
Source: RefSeq, a predicted model, not a curated record
GUCAUUGCACAACUUUCCAGUUUUUAUCAUUGUGGUUCUUAAUUACUUCUUUCUUUUUAAGAAGAAAGAACCAAACCUUCUUAAUACAUCGGAUUUCUAAUAAGAACUGAGGUCCAACCAGGACAUGAAGUUCCAAGCUCCUCCAAUCAAAGUUCAAAGUUAACUCUGGUAAGUUAUAACUUUGUAAGUUGCAAAAUUUCUGAGCAGAAAAUUUAUAUAGUUAACCAAAUAAAUUAAAAUAACUGUGUUUAAUCAUCAAUUACACCCAUGAUUGGAAGAUGAUAUUAAGUGUAACGGGGAUAAGUGUAACACCUCUCACAUGGAAUUCGGUGUGACGCCCUUUGGGCCCAAAAUUACCAAGAAAUCAAGAACCAUGCCAAUGCUAGUGAAUUGCUCCAAUUGUCGCACGCCAUUGCAGCUCCCUGCAGGUGCCACAGUUAUUCGAUGUGCACUAUGCCAAGCUAUCACACACAUCGUUAAUCCUCGCAAUAUGCUGCCUGCUCCUGCUCCUCCUCCUCCUUUUUCAACUUUGCCCUUAUGCAACGUGCCUCCUCCUCCAUCGCUGUACAACCACAUGCCUCCUGGGCCUCCCCUCAAUGCUCACGGGAGAAAGAAGGCAGUGAUCGUGGGGAUAUUAUAUAGGUACUCACUCAAAGGUUGCAUCAAUGACGCUAAAUGCAUGCGAUACCUCUUGAUCAAUAAGUUUCACUUCCCCCAAGAGUCCAUUCUCAUGCUCACCGAAGAAGAAAUUGAGCCAUACAGAAUUCCAACUAAGUACAACAUUAGGAUGGCAUUAAAUUGGCUUGUACAAGGUUGCCAACCAGGAGAUUCUCUGUUGUUUCACUAUUCUGGUCGUGGUUCACGACAGAGGAACUCUAGAGGAAAUGAAGUCGAUGGAUACGAUGAAACUCUAUGUCCUUUGGACUUCGAAACUCAGGGUAUGAUUGUUGAUGAUGAUAUCAAUGCAACAAUUGUCAGACCUCUUCCUCUUGGUGUUAAGCUUCAUGCAAUAAUAGAUGCUGGUCAUAGUGGCACGGUACUAGAUUUGCCAUUCCUUUGCCGGAUGAAUAGGUUUUGCUUUCUUCUUGGUAAUAAUAGGGCUGGACAAUAUAUAUGGGAGGAUCAUCGCCCUCGAUCAGGUGUAUGGAAAGGAACAAGUGGUGGAGAAGUUAUUUCCUUUAGUAGUUGCGAGGAUGAUCAGACCUCUGCUGAAUCAUCUGCUCUAUCAAAGAUAACAUCGACAGGAGCCAUGACUUACUGCUUCAUCCAAGCAAUUGAGCGUGGGCAUGCAACUACAUAUGGGAGUGUACUCAAUUCCAUGCGUACUGCCAUUCGAUCUACGGGCGGUAAUGGCCUUGGUGUUGGUGGUGGUGUUGUGACAUCUCUCCUUAAUAUGCUUUUAAUAGGAGGAAGUUUUGGUGGUGGGCUAAGACAGGAGCCUCAGUUGACUGCCUGCCAGCCAUUUGAUGUGUAUACAAAACCUUUUUCCCUUUGAUUUUUAAUAGUUUAUUUAUAGGUUGAUAUAUUAUAUGAUGGUAUUGACUAGUCGAUGACUCAUGUAAUGCGUAGUACAUUCAAAAUAUUUUGUAAGAAAUAAUAUUACGCCUCAUGUAUAAUACUUAUCAUGCAGUAUAAUAUUUGGAAAAUAAACUUCAACUGCAU